Messenger RNA from Cydia amplana, 1925 nucleotides. RefSeq names its product negative elongation factor B (gene NELF-B). Gene Ontology annotation, cellular component: nucleus; NELF complex. Gene Ontology annotation, biological process: negative regulation of transcription elongation by RNA polymerase II. Lineage: Eukaryota; Metazoa; Arthropoda; Insecta; Lepidoptera; Tortricidae. The transcript has a single exon. The record is from RefSeq and is a predicted model, not a curated record. Bases 109 to 1875 code for a protein of 588 amino acids.
AUUUGCUAAGAAAUGAUGCUACGCUACUAUUUGUAGUGUAAUUUUUGUUUGUUUAUUAGCGAUUUCUAUAAUUUCGAGUGAUUAAUUUCCGUUUUUAACUGUGCAACAAUGGCUUCAUCGAGCAAGUUGCCUGGCACUGGCUUAGAAGAUGUCGGAGUUCCGGGACAAGCCUACCUUCGAGACGCACUCACGAGCUGCACGGAUCCCUUGAAAGCUAUAGAAGAAUUUCAACUCGAAAACGGUAUCCUGUUGCCUUCUUUGAGACCAAUGCUGCCCCUCCUUGAUCUUCAUGGCGUCCGCAGACUAGAUUUUCAUACAUCGGUUUUAGAAGAGCUGAGAGAUAAACUUACAUCGCAUAUCAAUGAACUGGGCUCGAAAGAGAACAGGGAGCAUGACAAGAAACUGAAGGAAUUACUCAAUAAAAGCUUUUCAGUUGUACGAGUGAAGGCUUUACGACCAGUCAUAAUGAGUAUUCUAAAGAAUACACCACAUAUAGACGACAAAUUCCUCAGAGUCUUAGUAAAGGACAGAGAACUGUAUAAUGACACAGAUACUGAAGUGAAACGACAAAUUUGGCAGGACAACCAAUCCCUAUUUGGUGAUGAGGUAUCACCAUUACUAAGUCAGUAUAUCAGAGAAAAGGAGAAUGUAUUAUUUGACCAUGAGAACCUUAACAAUUUGUUCUUUUCACCUUCACCAAAAGUCAGAAGACAAGGCGCGGUCGUGCAGAAACUUGCUCACAUGAUUGGCAACAGUGUUAAAUUAUAUGACAUGGUACUACAGUUUCUCCGCACCCUAUUUUUAAGGACAAGGAAUGUACAUUAUUGUACACUGAGAGCUGAACUAUUGAUGGCUCUCCAUGAUUUGGAGAUCCAGGACAUUAUUUCCGUUGACCCAUGUCACAAAUUCACAUGGUGUUUAGAUGCUUGCAUCAGGGAGCGUAAUGUAGACAUUAAAAGAUCCAGAGAACUGCAAGGAUUCCUGGACAGUAUAAAGAAAGGUCAGGAACAAGUAUUGGGUGACCUAUCCAUGACUUUAUGUGAUCCAUAUGCUAUUAAUUUCUUGGCUACCUCAGCCAUUAAAAUCCUGCAACAUUUGAUAAACACUGAAGGUCUUCCAAGGGACAACACAAUAUUAAUACUUCUUUUGAGGAUGUUAGCACUAGGUCUUAGUGCUUGGGUCAUGAUAGACUCACAGGAAUUCAAAGAACCAAAGCUAGAUAGCCAAGUGGUAACCAAAUACUUGCCUGCAUUAAUGUCCCUAAUGGUGGAUGACCAAGUACGAGCCACACAUAACAAACUGCCCCCAGAUGAAAGAGAAUCUGCUAUUACAACUAUUGAGCACUCUGGGCCCCCUCCUGAUGCUUGUGAGGCUUACAUGCGUGAGAGUUCAGUCUGUGGUGUCCUAGCUAUGUAUUACACCCUGCACGCUGCCAAAUUGCGGGACCGUGGAGCCUUACUCAGAAUCCUCAGUAUCCUGGGCAGUUGUAAAGACGGCAGAGCAUAUGAAGAUCCAUUCUUACAUGCACUAGUUGCACUACUAAUUCAGCUACCGGAUGAAUUCCAGGGAGAAGAUUUCAGCACAGUUUUGUUUGAUGAAUUUUUCUUUGCUGGUCUAUCAAAAGACAAUGUCACAAGACAUUUAUUGAAGCUGCUUUGGUAUAUACAUCCUAAGCUACCGGAAACUAGGAUACAGACAUUAAUGAAAGCGUUGCAACCUGGUACACAACACAAUGAAUCUGUACACAAGCUGUACGAGACUUUACAACAGAAGAUGACUGUGCAAACGGAGCCAGCGGGGCCGAGCACCACUGAGAUGGAGUAUCUGGACUCACCACUUAUGAGUGUGCCCACUCCUGCGCCUUAUCACAUGUAAUAUUUUUAUGUAUUUAACAAUAAGGUUUAUUAACAUUUUAACUAUAAAAU